UUAUUUCGGUGCGCUCGAAAUGCUUUAAGACGGAACCUUGUCCCUACCGGGCACCUGUCAACACAAAGAUGAAGACCAGGAUCAUGUGAUUGUCGAUCGCCCAGAUAGUUUUGUAGCUGAGCGAGGUCACGUCAGCCGGAGACAGGUGAAGACUGACUGAUACCAGAGUCUAUUAUAUGGUCUCUGCUGAUAUUAGGGCUGAUUAAUGUUUCGACUGCAGCCCCAACUGGAGAUACACAGACCCUUUCGGCAUCUUUUGUCCACCAAAACCAAGUGUCAAGUAUCCGAUCCUCCUCAACCAAGACCUACCACAUUUUUCAGAGGCGGCAUGAAGCUGAAGCAGUUUGUUCAGCAUCAGGUGUUUGAACUCAUCUACCUCCUUGUCCUCGCCUUCCUGCCCUUCUUUGUGGCCCAGAAGGUGGUAGGUCUUAUCAUCCUCACUGUUAUUGGAGUGUCCGGCUUCUACUAUCUCUUCAAGAGGUUGAUGAACAAGACUAUUGAAAUCACAGGACAGGCUGUUCUCAUUACUGGUUGUGAUUCAGGAUUUGGCAAUGCCAUUGCAAGAAGACUGGACAGCAUGGGCUUCCUGGUGCUGGCUGGCUGUCUGAAUGAAAAGGGCAGUGGUGCUGAGAGACUCCAGGCCAGCGCGUCCGGCCGGAUCCAUGUGUUUGAGCUCGAUGUAACCAGUGACUACAGCGUGGAGAGCUGUCUGGAGAUGGUCAAUCAGCUGACCAGUGAGAGAGGACUGUGGGCACUGAUAAACAAUGCUGGCAUCAACUUUGAGGGGGACUUUGAAUUCUGCACACUGGACAUGUACCGACAGGUGAUGGAGGUCAACCUUUACGGAACUAUUCGCAUGACCAAAGCAUUUCUUCCUCUCAUUAGGCGAGCUAAAGGUAGGGUCAUAAAUGUGAGUAGUGCCAAAGGUCAGCUUGCUGCCCCCGGCAACUCUGUCUGUGGUGUCUCCAAAUUUGGACUGGAAUCAGUGUCCGAUGUUUUGCGUCUAGAGUUGAGCCAGUUUGACGUGAAGGUUGUGGUUGUGGAGCCUGGCAACUUUGGUGGUGCAACUGGCAUGCUUAGCAAACCCACGUUGACGAGGAUGCGAGAUGAAUAUGACGAGAUGUGGGAGAAGGCUUCCAGUGAUGUGAAGGAGACGUACGGCAAGGCGUACCUAGAUGCCAAAUAUGAUGCAAUCGCCCAGUCUGCCUCCACCACAUGCUCCACCCUGGCACCUGUCGUUGAUGCCCUGGAGGACUCAGUGUGUAAUGUCAAUCCCCUCACCAGAUAUCUUGUCAGCGGCAGCAACCAGUGGGUUGACUUCUUUGUUAUUUUGAUCUACUUGAAAACGAUCCUGCCAGUCAGUUGGAUUGAUUCUCUCAUAAUCAAGGAAUUCAUCCAGCCCUACCCCAGAGCUGCACAAGCUGUCAGAUAGUCUCGGCAGCCACCAUCACCAUGGAAACAGUUAUUUGUGUUUUAAAUAAUAUGAUUUUUUAAUUGGGACUAUCUUACUGACUGCAUAUUUGAAAACAUCACAUUGUUGAAAGCUGAGGUUUGACUGCUGGUUCCUACAUGCCCUGGUGUGAUAUAGUCACUUCCACCACCAUAUAUCUCACCUGUGAAUGAAACAGUCUCAUCAGUAUGGCGAUAUAGAACCAAGGAUAGCAUUUAUAUAACUUUCAGGAUUGUGUGCUCUUUCUAAUCAGUGGCACUUUUCCAACCAAACUUCCCACCCUGUAUUUUCUGUUAUUUAUUUGAUGCAUGAAGAAAGAUUUUUGUAUAUUUAUCCAGUCAAGAAACUGAGUUCAUGUUGUACUUUUGUGUAUUCAGUCUGUCUCUGUGAUUUUACUUGUCCUUUUAUCAUACACCUAGGUGUGGAAUAC
Molecule: messenger RNA, 1880 nt
Organism: Haliotis rubra (blacklip abalone)
Lineage: Eukaryota; Metazoa; Mollusca; Gastropoda; Lepetellida; Haliotidae
Product: 17-beta-hydroxysteroid dehydrogenase type 6-like
Exons: 8
Coding region: 206-1432 (408 amino acids)
Source: RefSeq, a predicted model, not a curated record